GCUUUUGUCACAGCUUACUUACUUAGAAAGUCUUGGUUGUGAAGCAGUUGUUUUAUUCUUGGAGCCUGGUGAUUCUUGUCUUCAACAGUUUGGAACAGAAAAAGGAAUCAACUUUUUGAAUAAAAAUGAAAAAAUUGGUGUCAAUUUCGUUGAGUAUUUGGAUUCUCCAAAACAGGUUGUCAGAAAGUACCGGGUGUGUGAUGUGAUAAAACUAUUCAACCAGAAAUACAGUGAAGCUUGUGGGAAAAUGUGCCGAGUACCUUAUUUAAAAGGAGGAUUUACUGUUACUGGUUUGCCAGAAGAGAAUCGUAAAUAUUCUGAUCAAGAGAGAGAAUGUUACCGAUCUGUGCUGAAGAAAGGUGUUUUUGAAGAAGCCAAAUUAUCAAUGUGCUUGAUACGUAACAAGCUGAUUGAAGAAUGCGAUUUGGUGGUAACUGAUGUAGAUUUGACAAAGUCAGAGCUCGAUUUGUUGACUGGGAAACUUAAAAAUUUUUUCAAACCUGAUGCCUUUGCGACUCUUAUUGCCAACUGUAAAAGCAGUCGAACACAUGAAGGAUACAUUCUUCCGGUUUAUACUGACUCUGAUGAACCGUAUUGGCUCUUCUAUUAUCCUGGUGCAGCUGAAGGCAUUGAAUCAUUGUCUACUGAAGAUAAGAUUUGGGGAUAUUGGUUAGACAAGACGAGCUCAGAGCUAACUUAUAAACUCAUUAAAACCCAGAAAACAAAUAAACCUAAUCUGUUACCAGGACAAAGAAUUAGGAACUUUAAGGUUAAAAACCAAAAUUUUUACAUCCCAAAUAAGCAUGCCUUUCGGUUUUCACACGUCUGUUUUGGAAUGCCUUGCUAAACAGGAUUUCCUGUAGUGUGUUAAACUUUUUUUGUAUAGCAUGUUCAUGUUGUUACCAAUAAUUGUAUGCACCUAAAGUAUUCGUAUUCUUAUAUUAUGCACAAGUGUAAUUUGAAUGUUAAGAAAUAACUAUCGGGGGAAACGAGUAAAAAAAUUUCCAAAUGUU
Messenger RNA from Xenia sp. Carnegie-2017, 1013 nucleotides. RefSeq lists its product as uncharacterized. The coding region runs from base 248 to 847 and encodes 199 amino acids. The transcript is spliced from 5 exons. The record is from RefSeq and is a predicted model, not a curated record. NCBI's taxonomy places the organism in Eukaryota, Metazoa, Cnidaria, Anthozoa, Malacalcyonacea, Xeniidae.